This is a messenger RNA of Hevea brasiliensis (rubber tree), 3605 nucleotides long. Its product is annotated as probable LRR receptor-like serine/threonine-protein kinase At2g24230. Gene Ontology annotation, molecular function: protein binding; protein kinase activity; ATP binding. Lineage: Eukaryota; Viridiplantae; Streptophyta; Magnoliopsida; Malpighiales; Euphorbiaceae. The coding region runs from base 773 to 3334 and encodes 853 amino acids. The record is from RefSeq and is a predicted model, not a curated record. Gene Ontology annotation, biological process: protein phosphorylation. The transcript has a single exon.
GUGGCAGAGAUUUAUCACUCCCAUUUUUUCAUCUUUGAAAGAUCAUUACCAUUACAGUAGAGAAGAAUGAUUAUCACCAACACUUUAAUGAAGAAUCAUUGCAUACCCACCACCACCAAGCACUGAAAAAUUUCACCAACCCAAUUUAUGAACCCCAACUUCUCUUCUCUACUCUAAAGCUUCAAUCUUGCUUUCUCACAUAUCUCUCUCCCUCUAUACCCCCUCCCUGUGUUAUUGUUAGGAGAAGUCUUUCUUUUUAUUUUAUGGUCUUCUAUAUAUAGAUAUAUAGCAAAAAGUCUAGUGGAUUUCAUGUUCUACUUGGAGACAAAAGUGCUUCUUGACCUCUGUUAUUUUCUUUUGUUUGUUUUGCUGGCUUUCACUGAUCUGCAGAGCCAGACAAGGUAUGCUUACAUUCCGUCUUGAAACCGCAAAACCUUCCUUAGUCUCAAAUACCCAGUUCUUAUCUCUGCAACUUGUUUUCUACUUUUUGGGUUUUCUGGUUCUAGUUGUGGUCUUUCCUGAGCAAUACAAUAGCACAGCAAGUUUGCAUUUUUAGCUCUACUUGUUUGGGAGCGCCCUUAGCCCUAAAAUGACUCUGCAUAUUAGUUUGAAUGGAGUUGCAGAGGCUUAAAGUAUUGUUUGAAAUGGUCUCAGAAGCAUAUAUGAUAUAGAGGUUGUGUUUUAAAGCAUUGGGAGAGGCUUUUGCUGUGGUUUUGGCUUUUUGGUUCAAAGUUGCUGCUCUUCUCUUUGCGAGUUUUUGGCUUGAUUCCAAAUGGGUUUUGGUUUCUUUGGUUCUAUCUUGGUUCUUUCAAUGUUCUUCAAGCCUUUAACUUGUCAACAACCCAAUACAGAUGCUUUCUUUGUCUCUGAGUUUUUGAAGAAGAUGAAUUUCACUUCUUCUCCACUUUUUAAUUUCUCUGCUUCUGUUUGUUCGUGGCAAGGCUUGUUCUGUGAUGCCGAAGAAAAUGUUUUGGGGUUAGUGGCUUCUGGUGAUGGCCUCUCUGGUUCCAUUCCUGAUACCACCAUUGGCAAGCUAACCAAGCUUCAUACUUUGGAUCUUAGCAACAACAAAAUCACUGCUUUGCCUUCAGAUUUGUGGAGUUUGGGCUCUCUCACGACCCUCAAUCUCUCUUCCAACCAGAUUUCCGGGUCUCUAACCAACAACAUUGGCAAUUUUGGUCUGCUUGAAUCACUUGAUCUGUCAAGCAACAAUUUUAGUGGUGAAAUUCCUGCAGCAAUAAGCUCCCUUUCGAGUUUGAGAAUUCUGAAGCUUGACAGAAAUGGUUUUCAAGGAAGCAUUCCAUUGGGAAUUCUAAAUUGCCGGUCACUGACUCUCAUUGAUAUUUCCUUGAAUAAACUCGAAGGCUCCUUACCAGAUGAUUUUGGUGCUGCAUUUCCUAAGCUCAAAACAUUAAACCUUGCAGGAAACAAGAUCAAAGGGCGAGACUCGGAUUUCUCGCAGAUGAAAUCCAUCACAAGUCUCAAUAUAUCUGGGAAUUUGUUUAAUGAUUCAGUUAUGGGUGUGUUUCUGGGAAUGUUGGAGGUGAUAGACCUAAGCAGGAACCAGUUUCAAGGUCACAUUUCUCAGGUACAAUUCAAUUCUAGCUACAAUUGGUCUCAUUUGAUUUACUUGGACCUGUCUGAGAAUCAACUUAGUGGGGAUAUUUUUCCCUAUCUAAAUCAAGCUCAAAAUCUCAAAUACCUUAAUCUUGCACUCAAUAGAUUUGAUAAGCAGGAAUUUCCACGAAUUGAUAUGCUUGGGGAUUUAGAGUUUCUCAAUUUGUCUAAAACUAGUCUCGUUGGCCAUGUUCCUAGAGAAAUUGCACAAUUGAGUAAUCUGCGUACACUUGAUCUGUCUGAGAAUCAUCUCAGUGGCUCAAUUCCUUUAUUACCUACAAAAAACCUCCAAGUUCUUGAUGUUUCACAUAACAAUUUGAGUGGAGAAAUCCCAUUGCCUCUCUUACAAAAACUCCAAUGGAUGGAAAGAUUCAACUUCUCUUACAACAACUUAACCCUUUGUGCUUCUGAAUUUUCCUCUGAAAUCUUCCAAAGACAAUUCUAUGGAUCAUUAAACAGUUGCCCAAUUGCAGCAAACCUAGGCAUCUUUAAAAGAAAGGCCAACCAACACAAGGGAUUAAAACUUGCUCUUGCCUUAACCCUCUCAAUGGUCUGCUUGCUCGCUGGGCUGCUAUUUCUGGCUAUCGGCUGUAGAAGGAAAUCCAGUAAGUGGGCGGUAAAACAAACCUCAUACAAAGAUGAACAAAAUAUUUCAGGUCCAUUUUCAUUCCAUACUGAUUCAACCACAUGGGUUGCUGAUGUUAAGCAGGCAACAUCAGUCCCUGUAGUGAUUUUUGAGAAGCCAUUGCUGAAUAUCACUUUUGCAGACCUCUUAUCUGCAACUUCAGGUUUUGACAGAGGCACCCUUUUGGCUGAAGGGAAAUUUGGGCCUGUUUACAGGGGAUUUCUGCCUGGUGGAAUUCAUGUAGCUGUUAAAGUUUUAGUCCAUGGAUCUACAUUGACAGACCAAGAAGCUGCAAGAGAGCUUGAGUAUCUUGGUCGAAUUAAGCAUCCUAAUCUUGUUCCAUUGACUGGAUAUUGCGUAGCAGGAGAUCAAAGAAUUGCUAUCUAUGAUUACAUGGAGAAUGGGAACUUGCAGAAUUUACUUCAUGACUUGCCACUUGGCGUCCAAACAACUGAAGAUUGGAGCACCGACACCUGGGAAGAAGAUGAUAAUAAUGGCAUUCAAAAUGUUGGCUCUGAAGGGUUAUUAACAACCUGGAGAUUUCGACACAAAAUUGCUCUUGGCACUGCUCGUGCAUUGGCAUUUCUUCAUCAUGGUUGCUCACCCCCACUUAUUCAUAGAGACGUUAAAGCUAGCAGUGUUUACCUGAAUUAUAAACUGGAGCCAAGGUUAUCUGAUUUUGGACUGGGCAAGGUCUUUGGCAGUGGUUUAGAUGAGGAGAUUGCUCGUGGCUCACCAGGUUAUGUUCCUCCAGAGUUUUCUGAUCCAGAUAACAACUGCCCAACACCAAAAUCCGAUGUCUAUUGCUAUGGAGUUGUUUUGUUUGAGCUAAUUACUGGGAAAAAGCCGGUCGGAGAUGAUUAUCCUGAAGAAAACGAUGCAACUUUGGUGAGUUGGGUUAGAGGAUUGGUAAGGAAGAACCAAGGGCUAAAAGCUAUUGAUUCAAAAAUUCGUGAUACAGGACCAGAACAUGAAAUGGGGGAGGCCCUCAAGAUUGCUUAUCUGUGCACAGCGGACAUUCCCUCGAAGCGUCCAAGCAUGCAGCAGAUAGUUGGACUUCUUAAAGAUAUUGAAUCAGCAGUGCAUCAGUGAUGAACACACACACACACACACACACACACACACACAUAUAUAUAUGGAAGCUGGCUUUCUUUAUAUAGCUUUUGUUUUUCUUCUACAUAUUGAGUUCUUUCUGUGCUGCCGUAAGGAGGAGGGAUUGUACAGCAGUUCUUGAAAUUCUGUUUUUGAUCUUUACCUUACCUUCGUUGGUGGCAUAGAAAUUUAAUUUAUAUAUACAAGAGUUCAAUCCGCGAAAGUUAAUAGCCUUCUUCCUAAUGUUCAUAUAAUCACUAGUAUUGAUUUU